This is a messenger RNA of Anopheles aquasalis, 1023 nucleotides long. It is a transcript of the gene Ripalpha, whose product is annotated as RPA-interacting protein alpha. The record is from RefSeq and is a predicted model, not a curated record. Gene Ontology annotation, cellular component: nucleus. NCBI's taxonomy places the organism in Eukaryota, Metazoa, Arthropoda, Insecta, Diptera, Culicidae. Gene Ontology annotation, biological process: protein import into nucleus.
AACUGCAAAGAGCGGGAAAUCUUGAUCUUUUCGAACUUUUUUGUGUUAAAUUUAGGUGAUAAGAACUUAUUCAAGUCGCAUCCAAUCUCCCACGGUUAUUCUCAUUGGGAAAUUAAGCCUUUUCUCCCAACAGACCGUGGAAAACUGUAGCACCAAAAGGUCGCCAAAACAGACGCGCCGGGAAGGAUUUUAUCGUCAAAAGAAAGUAAACCAACAUGGAAAUCUUGAGCCCAGAACCUUCCUCCUCGCACGGUACGAGCGUGGCCCAGAAAGUGCGGUCACGGGACGCAGCGCGGCGCUACAAAUACGGCUCCCCGAAACUCGUCGAUCUGAUGCGCGAGAAAUGCCGCAUCCGCAUCAAAGAGGCACGCAAUGACCAGUUUCUGCGGAAGCGCAACAUCGCCAAGGAGGAACAGGCUUUCGUCGAGUCGAUCGUGCGCGAACAGCUGUCGGAGCUGGAGCAGGACAUCGCGCUGCAGGAGCUGAUCUAUCAGGAGCUCAUGCAGGACACCGACGAGUGGCUGUUUGCGGAACAGUCGGAAAACUAUCUCAUCGAAGCGUACGAAACCGACUCCGUGUUCUGUCCGAUUUGCGAACGGCGAGUGCUUCAGCUGGACCUGCCUGGGAAGUCGCUCUCGUGCGAUUGCGGCGUGAAGCUGCGGUACGACCAACCGACGACGGAGGAGUUUGCCAAGCUGAUCGCCGAAACGCUUGCACAACACACGGCCCGGUGCGAGAACAGCAUCCAGUUCUUCACCGAACCGAUCGUCGACGAGGAGUACGUGCAGCUCAAUGCCUUCUGUCCCUGCUGCGACUACUACCGUGGAUUGACGUGCUAACCGACAAAGCCUGGAAGCCUAUUUAUUACGUUAUGCGAUUAUUGUACAUGUUUUGUCUCUUUUUAUGUAAUUUAUCUUCGUUGAACGAUCAUCGUCCUGCAAGACGUUUUGUAAACACACAUCGACACUUCCCGUGGAAGCAUAGACAAGGGGUAAGGAAAAUAAAGACCAUCCCCCGAACAUU